GUAAGACUAGUAGUGUAAACUAGUGUGCCCUCACAGCUUUGUUCCUGUUUCUCUCGACAACAACACAGUGGAGCAGGAAUAUGAAGUUGCUGGAGCUGGGGGACUCUAUCAGUCGCUUCAGGUUUGCCCAGUCCUGCGUGGGCUUGGCCGGUUGUCUGUGUGUCUGCUAUGCAGUCUGCACUCCGCUGUGGCUGAAGGAGAGGGGACUCUGGACCAGGUGGAAUAACACUAAAAGUGACCAGACAAACCGUGAAGAAGACAUCGUCUUCAAAGUGCUGGAAGCAGAGAGAGUGUUUGGAGUUCUCUCCUUCCUCAUGGCUGUGUGCACUGGUGCUCUGUGUCUGGUGUUUGCCCUCUGCUGGAACUCUGAGACGGUGCGCUCCUACGCCAACACGCGCGCUCUCCUCAUGGCAGGACAAGCCCUGUACCCCUCCACACUGCUGCUGCUCACCAUGGCCUGCACAGGAUUCUUUUUCCUCCUCAGCUGGUCUCUUUUCACCUAUCAGCACCGGAAUGAAAUUCGCCAAGACUUGUCCAGCCUCGGCUCCUCCUAUUGGCUCGGAGCUUUAGGCUGGGUCCUGCUGUUGGUCGUGGAGAUGAUAGUUUUUAUAGCUGAGCAAGUUGUUGUGCCUGACAUCCUGCCGGACUUAGAGAAGGACGUGGAGUCGUGGCGGAUGUCCUUUCAACUUAAGGUGGCGAAACGCUCUUUUUGUGAUGGUUAUUACCCUGGUAACAGCAAAAGAAACAUGGAUCCCAUGAGCCUUGAUGUGAGUGGAGAAGAAAGGACAUGACCGAGGAAAAGACAUUAAACACACAGACUCAAUGAUUCAAUUCCUCGCUGCUUAAUAGCUCUGUACUGCACAACUAUACUGAUUACUGUAUGGUAGAGGAAUGAAGUCUGAAUCCUGAAAGAACGUCUAAAGCUUCACAAAGACCUGACGGCCCUUCUCCAGUUUGUUAUCAGUGAGGACUGAAAUUCAAUUAAAACGCAUUUAAGACCAAUACUGUUGGCUGAGAAACUGGGAACCAAAUGCAAGGUGACAACUGUGUUUUUAUAAAGUGAAUGAGACUGUUUCCUUGCAAAAUUUAGAAAUUUCAUAAAGCUUUGUCCAGGAACAGAUCCA
This is a messenger RNA of Pseudoliparis swirei, 1124 nucleotides long. RefSeq lists its product as uncharacterized. Bases 81 to 791 code for a protein of 236 amino acids. The record is from RefSeq and is a predicted model, not a curated record. Lineage: Eukaryota; Metazoa; Chordata; Actinopteri; Perciformes; Liparidae. The transcript is spliced from 4 exons.